This is a messenger RNA of Colletotrichum tamarilloi, 7260 nucleotides long. Its product is annotated as mycocerosic acid synthase. Lineage: Eukaryota; Fungi; Ascomycota; Sordariomycetes; Glomerellales; Glomerellaceae. The transcript is spliced from 8 exons. Gene Ontology annotation, biological process: secondary metabolite biosynthetic process; fatty acid biosynthetic process. Bases 1 to 7260 code for a protein of 2419 amino acids. The record is from RefSeq and is a predicted model, not a curated record. Gene Ontology annotation, molecular function: oxidoreductase activity; 3-oxoacyl-[acyl-carrier-protein] synthase activity; phosphopantetheine binding.
AUGGCUGAGCCUAUUGCCGUCAUUGGCCUGGAUGCCAAGCUUCCAUGCGAUGGAGACAGCGUCGAGAAGUUCUUUGAUUUUUUGAUUGCCGGAAGAUCUGCGCGAGCUCCUGUUCCUGCAGAUCGCUACAACGCGGAAGCAUUCUGGCACCCCGAUAAUCACAGAGAUGGAGUUAUCGGCGGAAAAGAAGGGCAUUUCAUGCAAGCCAACGUGAAGGCGUUUGAUGCACCAUUCUUCGCCAUGACUCCAGCAGAGGCUGCGAAUCUGGACCCGCAGCAGCGAAUGCUGCUUGAAUGCGUCUUCACAGCGAUGGAAAACGCUGGGUACACCAUGUCUGACAUGCAGGGCUCGCCCACUGGCGUCUAUGCGGGAGCGUUCAUGUGGGACUACCGAGAUCUCUUGAUCAAGGACGUGGACACUCCCAUGACAUACACGGCGUGUGGCACCAUUGCCAGUACCCUAGCUGGGCGUGUUUCAUGGUUCUAUGAUCUCCGAGGUCCAGCCCUGAGUGUUGACACUGCUUGUUCGAGCAGCAUGGUUGCCCUUCAUCAAGCUGUCAUUGGCUUGAAAUCACGCGACUGUAACAUCGCCAUUGCCUGUGGCACAAAUGUGUUGCUUUCCCCUGAGAUGGGCUUGGAGCUGAAUGGUCUUGGUGUUCUGGACCCAUCUAGUACAUCUUACAGUUUUGACAGCAGGGCAAACGGAUACGGGAGAGGUGAAGGCAUCGCAGCUGUCGUCCUGAAAAGGAUGUCCGAUGCUCUACGGGACGGAGACACAAUUCGCGCCGUUAUUCGCAAUACCGGGUGCAACCAUGAUGGACACUCUCCUGGUCUUACAGCACCUGCCAAGGAGGCCCAGGCUGAGAUCAUGCGAUUGACUUAUGAGCAAGCCAAGCUUGACCCCUCAGACACACGCUUCUUUGAGGCUCAUGGAACGGGUACGAAUGUUGGCGAUCCAACAGAGGCUGCUGCCAUUAGUGAGAUGUUCACGCGGUAUCGAUCGGCGAAAGAGCCUCUGUACAUCGGCGCCCUGAAGAGCAACAUUGGCCAUACUGAAGGCAACUCGGGCAUUGCGUCUUUCAUCAAAGGCGUCUUGUGCGUGGAGAGAGGUAUCAUUCCAGCGAACGCAUGGUUUCAGGAAAGAAACCACAAGAUCCCGGUCGAAUGGCAUCUUGAGUUUCCAACUACCUCGAUUCCCUGGCCCAAGACCAAGAGAGGCGUUCGCAGAGUCUCGAUCAACUCUUUUGGAGUUUCGGGCACCAAUGCCCACGUUGUGCUGGAAGAUGCGCUUCAUUUCCUAAGGGAGCAUGGACACGCCGCACCCCACCGUACUAUUGAGGUACCCCGGCUGCCAAUGACAACUCCAAGCCAAGCACCUCCGGUCAUCAAUGGAACUCUAUACCAUCCCCAGCUGUUUGUCUUUAGCAGCCAUGAUCACGAUGGUAUCGCCCGACUCUCCGCUGCCUACAAGGAUUAUCUGCCGAACAUGACGGAGCCUCUCUACAAUCUCAGCUACACUCUAGCGGCGAAGAGGUCUACCUUCAACUGGCGCACCGCAGUUGUCGCCAACUCUUCCGUGGAACUGAAACAUGCGCUAUCUCAGGGCCUACGAGCAACUCGCGUUGUUUCCCAGCCCGGCGUCGCUCUCGUGUUCACCGGUCAGGGAGCGCAGUGGGCCCAGAUGGGCAACGGUCUCAUGUCCUAUGAGCCUUAUAGAACGAGUCUUGAGUGCGCCGAUGCAUAUAUGAAGACCUUGGGAUGUCAGUGGUCUGUCAUCGACGAGCUUUCUAAGAUUUCCAACAUGUCUCUCAUCAGCGGCGCCGAGUAUUCGCAGACUUUGUGCACGGCUCUGCAGGUUGCUUUGGUUGAGCUUCUCCGCGAUUGGGGACUCAGAGUUGAUGCUGUUGUCGGCCACUCCUCGGGCGAGAUCGCGGCCGCGUACUGUGCGGGUGCUAUCUCUAAGGAGUGUGCUUGGCGUAUCGCGUAUUGGAGGGGAAAACUCUCUGCUAGAUUGGCAAACUCUCCAACGCAACCAAAGGGCACGAUGGCUGCAGUCGGAUUGACUCUGGACAAGACCUUGGAGGCUAUUGACCGACUCAACCAGUCCGGGCUCGAAUCUGCCGGAACGCUUACCGUCGCUUGCAUGAACAGUAAUACUAGCCACACUGUGAGUGGUAGUGUUGCAGAGGUUGAGGCACUCAUCGACAAGCUCAACGAGGACAAGAUCUUUGCGCGGAAGCUUGCAGUAGAAAUGGCAUACCAUUCGAGAUUCCUGGAACCCAUUUCGCAAGAGUACGUCGAGUGUAUCGGAAGGAUCCGGCCUCCGAGUUCCCGCGCGAACCAUUCUUCCGACGUGCUUUUCUUCUCGUCAGCAUACGGGAUACAGAUACAACAUGCUAAGUUGCAAGACGCGAACUACUGGACCAAAAAUCUAACCUCCCCGGUGCGGUUCAAUGAAUCCGUGACGACCAUGCUUCAAGCUCUUAACAGUCUCAAGGGCGAUGGUGGUUCAUCCCAGCUCAUUACAGACAUUGUUGAAGUUGGUCCUCAUUGCGCUUUGCGGGGCCCUCUCCGAAAUAUUAUCCAAGAUGUAAGGGUCAACAGUAGUGUGAAGUACCACCACCUGCUCAAACGGGGCGACUCUGACUUGGAGGUUCUCAUGGGAGCAAUUGGAUCGUUGUUCUCUCGCGGCAUUCAAAUUGACUUGCUCAAGGUCAACCACACCCUCAGUGCCCAGCCGUCAAUGAUGAUUGACCUCCCUCGGUACCCUUUCAAUCACACGCGAGAGUAUUGGAACGAAUGCCGACUAAGCAGAAAUUUCCGCUUCCGGCCGUACCCACGACACGAGCUACUUGGAGCGCCAGUCAACGAUUGGGAUGGAAAGCAUGAUGCCAUCUGGCGCAACUGGAUCCGUCUGUCUGAGAAUCCAUGGGUGGAACACCACACCAUCUCGGGAUCUGUGCUGUAUCCUGCUGCCGGUAUGCUUGUUAUGGCCAUCGAGGGCUGCAAGCAACUGUCGGAGCGUUCGAACCCAGGAAAGCCGAUAAAAGGCAUCCGGUUCCGCGAAGUCUCUUUCCAUUCGGCCUUGCAAGUUCCAGAGGGUGCUUUGGGCGUCGAGUCCCACCUCUAUCUUCGCCCUGUUAAGCAAGCUGCCAUGGAGACCAAGCCUUCAGCGUGGCGCGAGUUCCAGGUCUGCACAGCCCAGGACGAUGACGAAUGGCGGGAGCAUUGCUGCGGUCAAGUUCUCGUGGAAUACGACGAGGCGGCUACGGCUGUUGAUGGCGGUCUCGAAGAGCGUGCUUUUAAGGCUCAUUGCGAAGCCAGGAUUGACCGGAGUCUGCGUAACUUCACGCGGCACGUUUCGUCCGAAAAUAUUUAUAAGUCUUGGGAGAAUGUCGGCUUGGUCUUCGGCCCAACCUUCCAGACCCUUGAGCACGCCAUUGUUGACCAUGAAGCCGGCGUCACCCUGGCCAGAGUCAAACCUACGACACCUCUCCUGAAGGCUCUGACACCUUGCGGCUACUUGCAACCGCACUUGAUUCACCCUACGACGUUGGAUGGUGCGCUUCAAGCAUGCCUGGUGCCACUCGUUUCCAACCCUUCCCAUAAGCAAAAAAACGCCAUUGUCUUGUCUUUCAUGGAAGAACUUUGGGUUUCUACUGCGGAGCACUCGGAAGAUGGCUAUCUCGUUAUUGCGGACUCUGUAGCCCACGGCCGCAAGAAACAUCACAUGUCCUGCACCGCUGUCGAUUCCGUUUCAAAAACGCCCAUGAUUCGAGUUUCGGGAUGUAUUGUGACAGAGAUUGACGGAAACAAUGACGACUCGAUUUCAGAGCAGGACCCUAGACACAGAGCAUGGAGCAUCGAUUGGGCUCUGGAUCCCGAGUUCCUCGAUACAGAACAGACAGAGAGAGCUUUUUCGGGGCCUGGAGGGUUCCAGAAGUAUCUCAGUGUCCUGGCUCACAAGAAUCCUUCGAUGAAGUUCCUCGACAUUAACAAACAAGCUUCUUCUUUCACGGGAGAUAUUCUGUCCACGUUGUCUCGGCGUUGCGCGCAGUAUGACUUUGCCGCAACUUCGUCUUCCUUGGUGGAUGAAUCAAAGAAGCCCAUUUCGGAAGAUUAUGUGCGAUAUAAGACUUUUGAUAUCACGGAGGAUCCAACUUCCCAGGGCUUCGAUUUGGCGUCAUAUGAUCUUUUACUUGUACCGGUGUCUUUGAUACCCAAUACGCUCAUCGAUGGGUUCUUAAACAUGUGCCUCAGUCUCGUGAGACCUGGUGGUAAGUUCAUCUUGACGGCGGCGAGCAGUCCGAUCGUGGCAAGGAGCUGGGGCGAGUAUCUUGGCGAGACCGGGCUUGCUAGCAUCGACGCGGUGCUUUGUGAUCAGGGUUCAUCAGUCUUGGUGACGACCACCCUAGUAGCGAGCACCCCGUCGUCUCAUGGAACUGAUAUUGAACCGCCAUCUGGAAGCUACUAUAUCGUAGGAGAUCUCUCUUCGCCAGUCCAGCGCGACGUGGCUGAGGAGCUGGCAUCCUCUUUGCAGUCAAAGGGCUUGUCGGUCAAGACCGCUACGAUCCCACAAUACGCUCAGCUCACAGAAGCAGCGUCUAAGGAAGAGAUCUCUCAGAGCACCUGUAUCGUACUUACGGAACUGGACACGCGUCUACUUGUUUCAGUCAACAACGAGAUCCUGAGGGCUAUGAAAGUCAUGAUUACUGGAAAGCGCCUGCUCUGGGUCAACAAAGAGUUCUCUCCAGACACCGCCCUCGUCAACGGCUUUGCUGCGAGUAUCCGAUUGGAGAAACCCGAACUUCAGUUUGUCACUCUCACCUUCGAUCCACAAGAGAGCAACGGCGUCAUCUCAGACAGGAUCGCCAUAGUAGACGCACACCUUUCGAGCAGCAAGGGUUCUGUGGAAACCAUGUACAGGGUUGCCGAUGGCCUGGUCACUGUUCCACGCCUCGUCGAGGUCUCCACAAUCACUAGGCACAUCAAGCAGGCUUUUGCUGGCGACACAUCUGAGGUUGCUUUUGGCGCGAAUCCGAGUCGACCACUACGACUUCAGGUCCAAACCGUUGGUCUAUUGAGUUCGCUCCAUUUCGCCAACGACCACCUGCACACUACUCCCCUAGACAACCUCGAGGUCGAAUUUCAGACUAUGGCUACUGCCGUCAACUUCAAGGACUUGGCCGUCAUGCUCGGAAAGAUCCAAGAGACACCUGUGGGUCUCGAGGCCGCGGGAAUCGUCACCCGAGUCGGCUCGGGAGUAACGCGCUUCAAGCCUGGCGAUCGUGUGUUUGGCUUCACUUUCAACGGUGCAUAUUCUACGUACGGCAGAGGUGCUGAGGGCACUCUGGCCAAGGUACCCGAAGACCAUUCCUUUGCCGAAGCCGCGGUCAUUCCCAUUUUGUACACAACGGCAUAUGCCUGUCUCUACGACAUUGGAGAAGUAGAGAAGCGGGUGAGACGCGUCCAGAAGCCUAGCUUGCUGGUUCAUGCGGCGGCUGGCGGUGUUGGUCAAGCUGCCAUUCAGAUGGCUAAACGUGAGGGUGUUGAGAUCUUUGCAACAGUUGGCAGCAUCGCGAAGCGAGACUUUCUCGAGGAGACAUAUCAGAUACCUCGAGAUCACAUCUUCUCGAGCCGUGAUCUGACCUUCAAGGAUGGCAUUCAGAGAUUGACUGGAGGCCGGGGAGUCGACAUUGUCAUCAACAGUCUUUCCGGUGACACGCUUCGUGCCACCUGGGAGAUUGUUGCGCCGUUUGGAUGCUUUGCCGAGAUUGGUCUGGCCGAUAUUGAGUCCAGAUCUCGUAUCUCUAUGGGUACCUUUGCCCGAGGCGUGAGGUUUGAGUCCCUUGAGUUGAAUUACAUGCGACAAACGGACCCGGAACGACUAGAUGGGCUCUUUGCACGCGCCAUGGACAGUGUCGUUGGCCGCAAUCUCGAGCGUCCCACACCAAUCACGAAAUAUCCCAUUUCCAAGAUCCAAGAUGCCAUGCGGUUGAUGCAGUCUGGCAAGCACAUUGGAAAGAUUCUCAUUGAGUUCCACUCUGAGGACCUGGUCCGAGUGGUUGAGCCACGGAGACCCCGUGCCAAGUUCGCGUCGGAUGCUACCUACAUUGUCUCUGGCGGCUUUGGUGGUCUUGGCCUGGAAAUUAUCCGUUGGAUGGUUAGCCAGGGCGCGCGCAAUCUUGUCAUUACUUCACGAAAGGGGCCCGACGACGAAGCUGCCAAGGAUCUCAUCAGAAGUCUCCAAAGCGAUGGCAUCAAGGUUGUUGCUCCUUGUUGUGAUAUUACCGAUAAGAAGGAACUUGAGCAGGCCAUCACUUCGGCGCUAUCUUAUCUGCCGCCAGUGCGUGGAUGCAUCCAGGCUUCUACGGUUCUCAGUGACAACGUCUUCGCUGAAAUGACCCUCGAGGAGUGGAAUGCAGCAGUCAACGUCAAGGUAGCGGGAAGUAGGAACUUGUGGGAAGUCCUCAUUGCCACUAAAAACGACGAUUCAACACUCGACUUCUUCGUCAUGUUGUCGUCUCUCACCAGCGUCACCGGCAACAACGGCCAAGCGAAUUAUAGCGCGGGCAACUCGUACCAAGACGCCAUGGCGCGCUUCUUGUCAUCUCAAGGCCACAACGUAAUCGCCCUCGACGCCCCAGUGUUGACCGAUGCUGGUAUGGUCGCUGCGAGACCAAUGUUGAGGGAGUAUCUUCUUUCGAUCGGCUGGGCUAGCAUGUCUGUGGAAGAGCUUGUCAAUGCGCUGGAUUAUCACUGUCGCCCCAGGUCCGAGAGCGCAGAGCUCAAGGUAAAGGGUGCUCAAGUCAUUCCCAGGCUCUGGUUGCCCAAAUACUCGGCGGAUGAGGGCGCUGAACAGCCUAAAUGGCAGCAUGAGCCGAUGUAUAACCACUUAGUUCUUCACGGCGCUCACAAUGGCGGUUCCAUGCCCGGCAAGCAAAGCUCUGCUAAGCGCUCAGUUGGCGAUCUCAUCGCUGCCGCCGAGUCCCUGGAAGAUGCUGAGGAAGCCGUGCUUGAUGCUUUGCUGGGACAAUUGGCCAAGAUUCUCAGUUACGAGCUGGCAGAUCUUGAUCCCUCAAAGCCCUUGAAUUCGUAUGGUGUAGAUUCUUUAGUGGCUGUAGAACUUCGAGUAUGGAUGACCAAGGAGGUUGGCGCGGACAUUUCAGUCUUUGACAUUACUGGCGGGCAGGGCAUCAAACAGCUUGCCGGAAAGGCCGCAGCUACUUCGAGGUUUCGGCACAAUGCUACUGGGAAGUAA